Messenger RNA from Heteronotia binoei (common prickly gecko), 3829 nucleotides. It is a transcript of the gene HLTF, whose product is annotated as helicase like transcription factor. Gene Ontology annotation, molecular function: zinc ion binding; nucleic acid binding; ATP binding. The transcript is spliced from 25 exons. NCBI's taxonomy places the organism in Eukaryota, Metazoa, Chordata, Lepidosauria, Squamata, Gekkonidae. The coding region runs from base 322 to 3237 and encodes 971 amino acids. The record is from RefSeq and is a predicted model, not a curated record.
GGAAAGCGCACACAACAGGCACGCCCACGUGUGCUAAUAAGGUUCCCCGACCUUUCUCGUCACUCUUGGCGCUCAAAAAUAAUACUAUAAAGGGCGUUAAAAUAAGCCAACGGGAGCAGGUUCCUGUUCCGCCUCGGCAUCUUAUUGGUUGAACUCUUACAAGAGCCUCUCUGUGACUGGGAACGGUAGACGCCAUUUAAGUUUGAACCGGGUGGAGAUUGUGGCUCUCUGAACGAGACUGAAGCUCGGAAUCUGUCUGCGUAGCGCGCAGUCUACUGGCUCGAAGAGGGUGUGAAGGCUGCGCAGCUCCCCGGCGGCGUCAUGGCUUGGAAGUUCCUGAGAGACUUGUCCAUGGAAUGGGAUACUAGUUUGUAUGGACAUAGUCUAUACAACCCCUUUACUCGUUCUCUUGUCAUAGACGACUUGUUUGAGAUAGGUGGUGUUGCAAUGACAGAUGAAGAUAUAGAUUCAAGUGUCUUAUUUGGAACUUUGCGUGGCACUGUGGUUGGAUUGCGCUACUAUACAGGGGUGGUCAAUAAUAAUGAAAUGGUGGCGCUUCAGCGAGAGCCCAACAACCGAUAUGAUGUGCAUGCUAUAAAAGUGAACAAUGUGAAUGGAGAGCAAGUUGGCCACAUUAAAAAAGAACUGGCUGAGUGUUUGGCACACAUCAUGGACAACAAAUUGGCUCUAAUAGAAGGGGUUGUUCCUUAUGGAGCAAAUAAUGCUUUCACUAUGCCAGUACAGCUGAGUUUUUGGGGGAAACCAGAGAAUAAAGAUGUGAUUCUAAACCAUCUGAAGCUGUAUAACUUUAAGUUGGCUCCUCCAGGAAAAUCCUUGGGCUUGGGUUUUGGAUAUAGUGGGACAUCAGGAAGAGCUGGAACAAGUUACAGUGCUCCAGUUCAUGCUGCUGUACAAAUGACAACUGAACAGCUGAAGACUGAGUUUGACAAACUGUUUGAAGAUCUGAAAGAAGAUGAUAAAACAUGUGAAAUGGAAGCAGCAGGGGCUGUUGUAACAUCAUUACUUCCACAUCAGAAGCAGGCUUUAGCAUGGAUGAUUUCACGUGAAAACAAUAAGGAGUUGCCUCCAUUUUGGGAAGAGAGGGAUAACUACUUCUACAAUACGAUUACAAACUUUGCUGAAAAAAAGCGACCUGAAAAUGUUCUUGGAGGAAUAUUGGCAGAUGACAUGGGAUUGGGUAAAACACUUACCGCUAUUGCAGUCAUCCUAACCAAUUUUCAUGGUGGCAAACCGCUUCCUCUUGAAAAGAAAAUAAAUCAGUUGAAGGAGGAAUGUGUUUCUACUAUGAAAACAGACAUAAAAGUACCUGCUGCUUCAGAUAUGAAGGAAGAAAAUGAUUCUGUUCUGCCGCAGUCAUCUUGUCCAAAAAGAGGCAGAAGAAGAGGCAAGAAACUGACAUAUAAAGACAGCAGCAACUCAGAGUCUGACGAGAAGAUAACACACACAAAAACAAAUUCUAAAGCAAAAAGAACACAGCGAGGAGCAAGAAAAAGAAAAGGAGCUUCUUGUGAUGUGGAGGAUAAUGCAUUUGCCUCUGCUCUUGGGAAACCAGCCGUUUCUUCAAAGAAGGCAAAGAAAAAAGGUGGUACUGUCGUGCAGUCUAAUAAUACUGAAGCUGAGGAGAAUCUUAGAGCAACGCUGAUCAUCUGUCCACUUUCUGUUCUUAGCAACUGGACUGAUCAGCUAGAGGAACAUAUUGAUCCAGAUGUUCAUCUGAACACUUACGUUUACUAUGGUUCAGAGCGCACCAAAGAUCCAGCAAUCCUUUCAAGACAGGAUAUCGUGUUAACAACGUACAGUGUUUUAUCUAGUGACUACAGUGCAAAAAAUGAUAGUCCUCUGCACAAAGUUAAGUGGCUGAGAGUGGUGUUGGAUGAAGGGCACACAAUACGGAACCCAAAUGCUCAGCAAACUAAGGCUGUACUAGAUCUGGAUGCCCGAAGAAGAUGGAUUUUGACAGGCACACCUAUUCAGAAUUCCUUGAAGGAUUUGUGGUCUCUUCUUUCCUUUUUAAAGCUGAAACCGUUUACAGACAGAGAAUGGUGGCACCGAACAAUCCAGCGUCCUGUCACUAUGGGAGAUCAAGGCGGGCUUAAGCGUUUACAGUCCCUGAUUAAGAGCAUUACUCUUCGAAGAACGAAAACAAGCAAAGUUAAAGGGAAGCCAGUUUUGAAGCUUCCAGAACGUAAAGUAUUUAUUCAGCAUAUUACUCUUACAGAUGAAGAGAAACUAAUUUAUCAUUCAGUGAAGAAUGAGAGCACAGUUGCUAUUAGCAGGUAUUUCAAUGAGGGAACUGUUUUGACCCACUAUGCAGAUGUUCUGGGUGCACUGCUUAGAUUGAGACAGUUGUGUUGUCAUCCCCAUCUCUGUGCAAGUGCACCUUCAUCUACCUUUGAAGAAGGUAAUGAUACUCCUGAAGAACUGCGUGCAAAAUUAAUAGAAAAGAUGAAGCUAGUUCUAAGCUCUGGUUCUGAUGAAGAAUGCGCUAUUUGCUUAGACUCUCUCAGUAUUCCUGUGAUAACCCACUGUGCUCAUGUGUACUGUAAGCCAUGCAUUUGUGAAGUCAUCCAAAGGGAGAAGCCAAAUGCUAAAUGCCCUCUUUGCAGGAAAGAGGUUGGAUUAGAGCAACUUGUAGAAUGUCCUUUGGAAGAUUCUGAUGAUACAAAGUUUGAUCAAGAAUGGGUAUCAAGUUCAAAGGUCAAUGCCCUAAUGCAUGCUUUGCUAGAUCUAAGAAAGCAAAAUCCAGCUAUUAAGAGUAUAAUUGUUUCUCAGUUCACGAAAUUCCUCUCUCUAAUAGAGGUACCACUGAGAAAAUCUGGUUUUGUCUUCACUCGUUUGGAUGGGACACUGAGACAGAAGAAAAGAGUAGAGGCCAUUCAGCAGUUCCAGAGCACUGAAGCUGGAUCCCCAACUGUAAUGCUGUUAUCUCUAAAAGCAGGUGGUGUUGGCUUGAAUCUGACAGCAGCUUCACGAGUCUUUUUAAUGGAUCCAGCUUGGAAUCCUGCUGCAGAGGACCAGUGUUUUGACAGAUGUCAUAGACUUGGGCAGAAACAGGAUGUGAUCAUCACAAAGUUCAUUGUGAAGCACUCAGUGGAAGAAAAUAUGCUGAAAAUUCAGAACAAGAAGAGAGAGCUUGCAGCCGGAGCCUUCGGCACCAAAAAGCCUUCCUCUAGUGAAACCAAAAUUAACGAAAUUAAAACUUUGAUGGAUUUAUAAUUGUUAUGUUGGGACCAGAGUGGAGGCUGACACAUUGGUAACUGUUAAGUCAGCAUGCAUAUAAGCAUUUUGAAUUGCUCUGUCAUCUUUGGGUGGUAGCUGUAUUGUACAAUAAAGUUACAGAUAAUGGGUUACAUUUCAUCAGACUUCUUGAAAUUAGACAUUGGGAGAGUUUCUAUCAGGGACUUUAAACAGCAUGACUAAGAGAAUUAUCUUUUGAAUCCUUGAUAAUAAUAGCAUCUAAUUUCAUGUGUGUUAAGCAGAUGUUGAAUAGCAGUAGCAAAUGCUAAAAUACUUUUGUCAAGUAGCAUUUAGAUGACCAAGUUGUACUUUCGCAACCAUCUCAAUUGUUUGCUAAACUAUAUCAGGGAAGAUGAGGGACAUAAAGAAUGGGAGCAAAACAUUUUGAAUUCUUAGGUUGGACUUAAUCCAAUUUUGAAAGUAUAGCAUUUUAUUUGUUUUACCUGCAGCAAUAUUUUGGUUGAGGUCAUGAUGUUAACACCCUGAAUACUGGAAUUUAAUGUAUGCUGUGUACCUUUUGCUAUACUGCAUAGCUAGAAUCUUGAUUUGUAUAAGUAAACAUUUGUCUUUA